Messenger RNA from Laccaria bicolor S238N-H82, 2724 nucleotides. RefSeq lists its product as uncharacterized. The transcript has 7 exons. Bases 1 to 2724 code for a protein of 907 amino acids. The record is from RefSeq and is a predicted model, not a curated record. Gene Ontology annotation, biological process: regulation of chromosome condensation. Lineage: Eukaryota; Fungi; Basidiomycota; Agaricomycetes; Agaricales; Hydnangiaceae.
AUGCCAACAACUUACGGCUCCUCAACGUACAACGCAAAAACGUAUGGCAAACGGUCACUAAAGCGCGGGCGGAAGGACGAAGAAAGUUCUGUCGUGGAUCAGGAUGACUCUUCGAAGAAACGACAAAAGGUUGGCACGGAGCAGCCUGAGCAGCGUUCUCUGACCCCCGAAGCGAACGUCGAUGCGUCACAACUACGCAAACCUACCGUCCUAAUGACAUAUGGUACACCCAAAAAAUCAAAACCAAGUACGGAUUCACCGUCUCCUCGUUCAACACCCACUGCCUCACCAUCCCAACCCCCAAAGCUUGCAAGGGAUUUAUCCCAGAUUUUUGCCGCUGUUACUCCCACACAUUCUCCAUCGCCAUCUUCUAAGAAGCUGGCAAAACGUAUGCUAGCACGGUCAAAGACAGAGUCGUCAAUUGACAGCCAAUUCACAAACGACAAUUUUCUUGACAGAACUCCAUCUCUUCCCAACUUUCCUUCCUCAUCUCCUCAACGGAAAUCAAGCACUGUAGACGUAAACAUCGGGGACUCUGCUAAUGCCCUACCUUUCUCUGCUCAUGCUCCCGUUCAAACAACCACCCGAACGUAUGCAGGGAAAUCGCGCUCAUUCCUUGUAGCCUUACCAUCCUCAAGCCUCCCCGCCGAUGCGCUCCACGACCUUGAACAGGAAGAAGACGAUUAUUUAACGCGCGAAUCAUAUUCUUCCUUGCGUACUCGAUGGGGAGUCGACAAUUCUGAAGACGAUCCCUAUUCAUUCGACCCUCCUACUCCCAAGAAGUCGAAUUCUGCCACCCCCGAUGCAUCGCCAAGCAAGAGAAACAAAGGGAAAUCAAGGGUCCUCCCUGCGUCUGCACGGCCCAUACCGCCUUUGCCAAAUGGAUUAAUGAAUCCUUUGAAGAGCAUCACAGAGUUGAGGAAUAAAGGUGAAAGUCGACGUUUCUUGGAUGAGGUUGGGUACCUCUUCGAGGGAAUGGAUCCAAGCGGGGGGAUUGAGUUGCGAAGAGCUAGCGCCCUUGAAAUCACAACCAAGCUCUGUAAUCCGGAAUUUUCGCGAAAAGCAAAGGCAACGGACUUUUUUCGGCAUACUUGGGACCUCUUUUUAGAUGCGGGCGGGGGCAAGGGACGCGACAAGAUCUUGGAUACUCUUCUAGUCUUUUUCGCCUCUCUCGUUGCCCGUGAUGCAACCUCGCUAGCUGAUUUAGCGCAGCGCCGCCCAUCAACCCAAACUGUCGAUCCCACAUCGUCGUCAACAGAGCAAAAACAAGGCGAUCAUAAACCUUGUUCCUUUGUUGAUACCCUCUUCACGCUCUUAGAAAUAACGACGUCUGAUCCCGAUCCUCUGAAACUUGUUGGGCCAAAGAGCAACCUUGGAGAUGCGGAGUUCAAGAAAUUUGGUUUCAAAAAGAAAGAUCGUGGGACGUUGAGUACAAUUUACAAAGCCAUUGCCACGGACUCGGGUCUAUUCCCCUCCGAGACACCCAUAUCGACAUCACUUUUGAUCACUCAAACCCUUCAGGCUAUUUCACCCUCGUUAAUCCCAACAAGACGCUUUCCAACGCUUCUCGCUUCACUGCGAGCAUCGUUGGCUUCCUCAACAUCCAUUUCAUCUUCUUCCCCAGGAUCCUUGGCGUCAUCGCUCCACCUCCGAUGGCGUGAGGCAAUGCAGGAAGUACCUUAUCUUGGUGUCUACCAUCACUUGAAACUUUUGGAUACAUAUUUAUUGAGCCAAUGGGAGUCGGAUGAAGAUGUUGACGGCCUUGAAGAGGGGGUCCUGAGUGGAGAAGAUCUCAACGCUCAGAUCAUGGACGAAGCUCGGGAUGAGUGGCUAGUCGACGAUCUGGUGGCGCUGGGUGUUUGUGCCGAGAAUCAGAUGGCGAAUGAUGCUUUGGAUCGACAUUCCGUACGUAACUGCCUGGAGAUCACGCUGAGAGUUCUUGUCAACCUAACGCACGGAGACGAGCUGUGGGGGGAAAAGGUGGUACAGAAUACUUGUGCGAUGAACCUUUUGAUGCGGACCAGUGCGCAAGCAGGCAGAAGAAUGAUGCAAGGCAGGGAUGCAGUUCGAGUGAAAGAGGAGGUCGACAUAAUGCCAAAGGUCGAAGAUGCGGCUGAAGGCUCUUCAGGGUCUGUUGCUCACAACAAAGAUCGAGAGGAAACACACGCCUUGGAUCAGCUGUGUUUGUCCCUUGGUUUACUGACGAAUUUAGUUCAGGUUGCCCCAAGUGCUAAAGACGUCUUGAGGGAAACGCGUCUGGAUCCUUCCUGCACAUUAAGGAGGCGCAGCUGCCUCCACAACUGCACAUGUCCGAAUGCUAUCACCGCCCUCGAAGUCCUAAUGCACCUUUACAUCCAACAGCAGCCUCCCAGCUCAAAUACGGUCCCAGCGCCCAAACUUGAUCCCGCGCCUUCUCCAGAACCCGAACUGAACGCCGAAGCUGAUGCUUCCUUCCUUCGUGGCCAUCUUGCGGUCCUCUUCGGGUUACUCAUGCGUGGAAGCCCCGUUAACCAGACUGCAAUCCUUGCCUGUCUGCCAACACCGUCUGGUGGCGUUGGAGGGAAAGGGAGUGACAGGAUCAAGCUGAACAGACUCGUGGACCAAGCUCGCGAGUUUGUAGCGUUUUUUGCUGUUGUUAGUGGUGGUAGUGUGGAUGGGGAGAAGGAGAGCAAGGUUGCGAGAGAUAUUGUACGGUUUUUGGAGCAGCAAAGAGACGCUCUUUGA